GUAUAACAACAUCUUUUAAACUGUCUUGUAGACCAAGCAAAUUCUGAUAUCUUGUGUACAGUAGUAGUAGACAUAUAAAGAUCGUUCUGGGACUCAGUUUCAUUGAUUGAUCGUACGUCCGGUCAAUCACGCAAGCAUAGCACUGAUCGACUCAACAGCAGGGAUCGAUGGCGCCGGCGCCGGUGGUGGCCGCGCGCUUCUGCACCCCUCACGCGACGGCCUUCACGCUCACCGAAGCGGCCAUCAGCUGGCCGUGGCGCAACUUCACCGUCACCAAAUCCGGCGCCGCCGCGGCCGUGAUGCGGGUGGAAGCGUUCCGCGGGCUGUUCGACUGCCACCGCCGCUCCCUCUUCCUCGACCCGCGCCGCGGCAGCCCGCUGCUCACCCUGGUGAGCCGCCGCUCGCUGUUCGGGCGGCGGCGGUGGGAGGCGUUCAGGGCCGGCGACGCCACGGACGCGGACGAGCUCCUCUUCACCGCCGACGCACGAGCUUGGAUGUCGACGCCGUUCCCCAUGGGGAACGUGAACGUGUUCCUCGCCGCCUCGGCCGCGCGGCGGAUUCCCGACUUCCAAGUCUCCCGCCGCGGGCUGUUCAGCGACCGCGGGUACACCGUCGUCGACUCAAGCGGCGGCGCCGGUGCGGUCGCCGAGAUCGACCGCACGUCGUGGCCGUUCGCGUGGUUCCAGACGUAUGAUGUCAGGGUCAAGGCCGGCGUCGACCAUGCCUUCGUCCUCGCGCUCGCCGUCAUCGUCGAGGAGCUUCGACCGGUGGGAACCACAUCGGACUAAUGCAUUAGACUAAAUUUAGGCCAACAUGACUUUUCCUGGAACCAGGACUGAAUUGGCACUAUAUAUAUGAGUAUUUUUUUGUUCUUCGGAGAUGUUUGCUGGUUCAGCAAAUUGGAUACUGUUGCCCAGAGUUUGAUCAAGUUUGUAUAUCAUCUGUUGGCCGGUCUCAACUGAUGAUGCAAGACAAACUGAUCGUCUGGAAAUGAUCCGAACUGUUCUCCAUAGAUUAGAAGAGCAUGGUUCGAAAUAAUGGGCGUGAAAAGCAAAAAUAUUGGACGACAACAUACGAUAUUAGAGGUAAACAGAGGUUUUACAAUUACUAGAUUGAUCGUUCCCGCUAACUUCUGCCAGUAGGACACUUUAAAGACAGCAUAAGAGAGUGUCCUCUGUUUGCACUUGGCCUAAAA
This is a messenger RNA of Brachypodium distachyon (stiff brome), 1195 nucleotides long. RefSeq lists its product as uncharacterized. The coding region runs from base 168 to 788 and encodes 206 amino acids. The record is from RefSeq and is a predicted model, not a curated record. Lineage: Eukaryota; Viridiplantae; Streptophyta; Magnoliopsida; Poales; Poaceae. The transcript is spliced from 2 exons.